This is a messenger RNA of Rhipicephalus sanguineus (brown dog tick), 1089 nucleotides long. Its product is annotated as bromodomain-containing protein 8-like. NCBI's taxonomy places the organism in Eukaryota, Metazoa, Arthropoda, Arachnida, Ixodida, Ixodidae. The record is from RefSeq and is a predicted model, not a curated record. The transcript is spliced from 4 exons. Gene Ontology annotation, cellular component: NuA4 histone acetyltransferase complex. The coding region runs from base 150 to 593 and encodes 147 amino acids.
UCCCUGUAGAGUUGUGACGCUUGCUCAUUAGAUGCUCCCAGAAUGCGAUUGAUGAGGGGUCGCAGUUCAGCUUAGACGCGGCUUUCUUUGUCAGGGCUGCUUGAUAUAAGAACUGUGUCGGCCUAGUGGAUCUCGUACUCACAGCGGCGAUGAAAACUGAAAUGCCGGGUGAUGAACCAUGCUCUGCGUUGCUCGAUCUUUCAGAGUAUCGCCUGAAACAAACUGCUACAGAUAUAUGGUCUACGCGCGAACGACUGUGUUUGGCGUCAUCGGUGUUAAGAAGCGGAGACCAGAAUUGGGUGUCCGUAAGCAGAGCGAUACGGCCUUUCGGCGAGUCUAACCGACCGAACGAUUGGUUUUCCCAGAAGAAUUGUGCUCUGCAGUAUGCCGAUCUUUUGGAGAAAGUGGAGUCUCCCAAGCGCAAGCGAGGAGAUCGCGGCGAACUCGACACCCCCGGUGCCCUAAUCGUACGAAAGCUGACCCUAGAGCGCAUUGAUGAGCUAAAGAAGCUUAUCCAAGACGAACAGCAGCGACAUAAGUACGUACUUUCGUUCUCUCAGCGAGUUUCAGACAUGUCAAAUUAUGGCGCGUAGUUGGAACGCGCGUUUGUAGAGGAACAUACAGCGCACUACCCGUAACUUCUUCGCUGCUCUUGGCACCAGUAAUGUGCUAUAAUGUUGUGAUCUGUUUAAUUAGCGUUUGGUUAAUUAGACAACGUCCUGCGAGAGUGAGUAUAUGCAUAGUAUUUAUUGAACGUUGUUUCGCGUUAUCCACAUUCAUUGUUCAACGCGUUCGUGCGUGUCUGGUGUAUUGGUAGUAAUUUUGUUCAGCAAAACUAUUAAUCGAGCGUGUUUCUCAAGGUUUCAUCUUGCGGAACAGUGCACGAAGAACGCGGACAAAAAUAACGUAAAAAAAAGAAAGAAAAACGACGGUAAAAGCACUGAGUUGAGCUUGCGAGUUGGCGUUUGUCGUGGUUCCUUUUUACGUUCUUUUGUGCGCUGUUAUCCAAGAAGCAGAAGAGUGGCGACUUGGGCUAGUUUGUAGGUCAUGGUCGAGGGACAAAGUAACACACGCGGACGAGUUAGCGCU